UGUACGCGGUGGCCACGAGCUCCCCCCACCCCUGCACGAGGAUCCCGCGAAUGACGGGGGAGGAGAAAGAGUUCGAGAGCAUCGAGAGAGACGAGCGCUACGUCCCCCCCCAGCAGGAGGCCUUCAGCAUCCAGCUCAUCUCACCUGUCAGCUGGGAGGCCAUUCCCAACACCAGGAUCGCCCUGGAGGAGUGGGAACACGUUACCUGUAUGAAGACGGUGUCGCUGCGCUCCGAGGAGACGGUGUCGGGCCUCAAGGGUUACGUGGCCGUGGGCACCUGCCUGAUGCAGGGCGAGGAGGUCACCUGUCGGGGCCGGAUCCUGAUCCUGGAUGUGAUCGAGGUGGUUCCGGAGCCGGGGCAGCCGCUCACCAAGAACAAGUUCAAGGUGCUCUACGAGAAGGAGCAGAAGGGACCGGUGACAGCGCUGUGCCAUUGCCAUGGUUACCUGGUGUCCGCCAUCGGCCAGAAGAUCUUCCUGUGGAGCCUGAAGGACAACGAGCUGACGGGGAUGGCGUUCAUCGACACGCAGCUCUACAUCCACCAGAUGAUCAGCGUCAAGAGCUUCAUCCUGGCCGCCGACCUGAUGAAGAGCAUCUCGCUGCUGCGCUACCAGGAGGAGAGCAAGACGCUGUCCCUCGUCAGCCGGGACGCGAAGCCGCUGGAGGUUUACAGCGUGGAUUUCAUGGUGGACGGCAGCCAGCUGGGAUUCCUGGUGUCCGACCGCGACCGGAACCUGCUGGUCUACAUGUACCUGCCUGAAGCCAAGGAAUCCUUCGGGGGGCUGCGGCUGUUGCGCCGCGCCGAUUUCCACGUGGGCGCGCACGUCAACACCUUCUGGCGCACACCGUGCCGCGGGCACACCGAGGGACCCAACCGGCGCUCCAGCACCUGGGAGAACAAACACAUCACCUGGUUCGCGACGCUGGACGGGGGCCUGGGGCUGCUGCUGCCGAUGCAGGAGAAAACCUACAGGAGACUCCUGAUGCUGCAGAACGCGCUCAGCUCCGCCCUGCCACACCUGGCCGGGCUCAACCCACGGGCCUUCAGGUUGCUACAGUCGGAGCGGCGCCUGUUGCAGAACGCGGUGCGCAACGUCCUGGACGGGGAAUUGCUGAGCAGGUUCCUGUACCUGAGCGCCAUGGAGCGCGGGGAGCUGGCCAAGAAAAUCGGCACCACACCUGACAUCAUCCUGGACGACCUCCUGGAGAUCGACCGAGUCACCGCCCACUUCUGAGGGCCCCGAAUUCCCAAAAUUCCCAAAAUUCCCAAAAAAUCCCAAAAUUCCCAAAAAAAUCCCAAAAUUC
This is a messenger RNA of Pseudopodoces humilis (Tibetan ground-tit), 1305 nucleotides long. The record is from RefSeq and is a predicted model, not a curated record. Lineage: Eukaryota; Metazoa; Chordata; Aves; Passeriformes; Paridae.